Messenger RNA from Hippocampus comes (tiger tail seahorse), 5027 nucleotides. RefSeq names its product Ras association (RalGDS/AF-6) and pleckstrin homology domains 1a (gene raph1a). The record is from RefSeq and is a predicted model, not a curated record. Bases 2 to 4210 code for a protein of 1402 amino acids. Gene Ontology annotation, biological process: signal transduction. Gene Ontology annotation, cellular component: cytosol; plasma membrane. Lineage: Eukaryota; Metazoa; Chordata; Actinopteri; Syngnathiformes; Syngnathidae. The transcript has 18 exons.
GAUGGACCAGCUGUCCGACGAAGAGGUGGAGGUCAGAGAAGGGGAGGAAGAGGAGGACAGCGAUAAAGAGGAUCAGGAUCUGGAUAAGAUGUUUGGAGCUUGGCUGGGAGAACUGGACAAACUCACGCAGAGCUUGGAUGAUGGCCGCCCGGAGCGCCCCCCUCAGCGUAAGGCGCCUCUUAGACAGGAGACCAACAUGGCCAAUUUCUCCUACAGAUUCUCCAUCUACAACAUCAAUGAGGCAUUGAAUCAGGGGGAAAAUGUUGAUCUGGACGCCCUCAUGGCAGACCUCAGCUCUAUUGAACAGGAGCUCAGUACCGUCAACCCCAAACAAAACAGCAGCAUGGCACGUUUAGGACUCACCGAUACCAAGGUUCGUCAGAAGCCCCCAGCAGGGCGCAGUAGCAGGCAGCAAUCAGCGGGGGGGAGCGGCGAUGGUGGAGGAGGCAACAGUGUCAGUGGUGGCGGGAGCAGCGGGGCGAGCAGUAGCAGCAGCAGCACCAGGGCCUCACCUGCCGGCACCAUCAGGGUUUGUCCUGGGCAGCAAGGGAGGCAGGCGCUGGCGUCAAACUUUAGCCUGGAUGAUAUCACUGCCCAGCUCGAGAAGGCAUCAAUGAGCAUGGACGAAGCCGCACGUCAAAGCUCCUCCCACUCACUUGGCUCAACCUCCACCUCGGCCUCGGUACGGCGCCCAGCAUCCAGUCAACGGCAGCAUCGGCGCACGGGAUCGGUCGGCACCGUCAGUGAGCAUGAGGUGCGAUCUGUCAUCCACUCUUCACGCUCCUCCGUCACGUCAGCCUCAGGAACGUCUGUCAACUCUGCCUCCUCGAUGGAUUCCCUGGACAACGUUCUUCAUGCCAGCAACUGUGACGGCCAUCCUGCUUCAGCCCCACACCCAGCCAAUGACACCGGCCAGAGUCAGCACAGCACGGAGCACUCCUAUCUGGACAGGGAAACCUCUCUGAUUCUGAGAAACAUAGCAGGGAAACCUUCACACCUGCUGACCAAGGAGGAGCAGGCUGCAAAGCUGAAGGCGGACAACAUCCGAGUCGCCCUGGAGAAGAUAAAGGAGGCCCAGGUGAAAAAGUUGGUGAUUCGUGUUCAUUUGUCGGAUGAGAGCUCGAAAACCAUGAUGGUGGAUGAGAGGCAAACCGUCAGACAGGUUCUCGACAGUUUACUGGAGAAGUCCCAUUGUGGCUACAGUCCAGACUGGUCGCUGGUAGAAACCAUUAAUGAACUGCAAAUGGAACGCAUCUUUGAGGAUCACGAGAACCUGGUGGAGAACCUACUAAACUGGACCAGAGACAGCCAGAACCGUCUCAUGUUCACUGAACGCAUUGAGAAGUAUGCACUGUUUAAGAACCCACAGAAUUAUUUGUUGGGGCGGAAGGAGACGUGCGAGAUGGCUGAGCGGAACAAAGAGGCCCUGUUAGAGGAGUGUUUUGGUGGCAGCUCAGUGUCAGUCCCGGAGAUGGAGGGCGUGCUGUGGUUGAAAGAAGAUGGAAAAAAGUCCUGGAAGAAACGCUACUUCCUACUGAGAGCUUCUGGAAUCUACUACGUCCCCAAAGGCAAAGCAAAGGCGUCCAGAGACCUGGUGUGUUUUCUCCAGUUGGACCAUGUGAACGUCUACCACGGCCAAGAUUACAAGAGCAAGUACAAGGCUCCAACCGACUUCUGCAUGGUGCUCAAGCACCCUCAAAUCCAGAAGAAGUCUCAGUACAUUAAGUAUCUCUGCUGCGAUGAUGUCAGAACACUCCAGCAAUGGGUCAACAGUAUUCGCAUCGCCAAGUAUGGCAAGCAGCUGUACAUCAAUUUUCAGGAGGCCAUGAGGAGGACAGAGGCCGCCUACGACUGGUCGUCGCUGUCCUCCUCCUCCAUCAAGUCGGGGUCUUCCUCCUCCAGUCUUCCAGAGUCUCAGUCUAACAACUCCAGCCACUCGGACAGUGGAGUGUCAGAGACGACAUCAUCAGGCCACGCCCGCUCCCAGAGUGUUGUCAGCUCCAUCUUCUCGGAUGCGUGGAGGAGGGGAACGCAAGGAGAGAUGAUGAAGAUGGAUGCCAUCAGUAGGCCCAUCCCUUUGCAAAUCCCCACCGUCUCCUCCCAGCCCCGCCGGGCGCCUCCAGUGCCCGCCUAUGUCAAGUACAGCACGUUGGCUCGCCUGCAGAACCAGAACCAGUGUAGAGCGCAGCCGGCCGCAAACGCCCCGCCGCCCAACUACAACACUCUCCCGGCCGCUUACGGUGCCACUUCUCCGUCGCCUCCGUCCCCACCGCCCCCUCUUCCACCUGCAGCUCCGGUUCCUGGCUCCGCGGUGAAAUUCAGCCUCCCCGGUCCCUCGGCUCUGACUCAUUCCCCAUCAGAGGAUGAGUUGCACGAACCCUCGUACCUACCACCUCCGCCACCGGAGAUCCUGGAAAGCAACGAGCUGCCUCCGCCCCUCGACCCCACACUGGAUCACCAUGCUCAACUGUCCAACGCUGGCCUCCAGCAGUUCCUGGCGCAGAAGUUCCCCAACAUGGUGUAUGACUUCACCCCAGCUAUGGCUGAAGAAUCUUCUGCCCCUCCGCCUCCACCUGCGUCUGAGCUCUCGACCCCUGCGGCCCUGCGGCCCUUGUCCCCCAACGCCCCGCCUCCGGCACCACCCAAAACCUUCACGGUUGGGUUUCCUCCCCAAACUGCACGAAAACCCGCAGGUCCCUCCUCCCUCCCGCUUGCGCUAUCCCCGGUGUCACCCACACCGCCUGCCAGCAGCCACGGGCCUGUAAAGAAGCAGCAGAGUUUCUCGACAGGCCACUCCCCUAAUCAGCCACCGCCCACGCUCCCCAAGCAGCACAGCCUCUCCUCCAAAAACCUCGUCCUCUCCCCUUCGUCCUCCUCCUCUUCUGUCUCCAUGGCUACCUCGUCGCUGGUCAAGCAGAUUGUUAAUCAAUUCCCGGGAAACAAUGCCUCCUCCCCUCCUCCCUCCUCAAACUCCCUGGAAGGAUCAAAGUUAGGUGCCCCUCACUCUCCUCCAGCAGUCAAGGCAAAACCAAAAUGGCAGCCGGGUGGCACUGUCGCUCCCCAGUCGCCCGAGUUCCCCCCACCUCCUCCUGACGGAUCCUUCAACGACUUCCCCCCUCCGCCUUCCUCAAAGACAGGUUCCCCCAUAAAAAAGUCACCUUCUACUUCAUCCACUGGCUCCACCAAGCGGGGGCCUCCACCGACCCCACAGAGGGCCUCCUCCGUGCGCUCCAACUCGGGCGAGGCGCCUGACGACAGGCCCAAGAAAGUCGAGAGCCUGCUCAGCAAAUUCGGACAAGCCGGUACGUCUUCUAGUUCCUCGUCGGCGACCGGCUCGCCCUCCAAGGAGUCCUCUGCACUUCCGACGCCACUUCCCAAGCCAGGUAAGCUGAAUUUGGCCAACCUCCCGCUGGCCCUCCAGGGGCUCCAAUCAAGCCAGCACCACCAGUCGUCUUCAGACUUCCCCUCGCCGCCACCUCCGCCACCAAUUUCCCAACCGCAACACCUAGAGUCAUACCCAGACUACUUCCCGCCCCCGCCAAGUGACUCUGAGCUCUUUCCUCCUCCACCCCACCCGUCAGAGUUCCAUAACCCGCUGAAGGUGGCAGUGGUCAACCCCCAGCCUCAGAAGCAGCAGCAGCCGCCGGCGCCGCUCUCGUCUUCGUGGAAGCAAGGCUCCCUGAAAAAGGGAGCGGUGGCACCACCGACGCUAAACCGGCGGUCCAGCAACACGAGCCCGUAUGACACGACGACCUCACUGCCUCUCUCGCCGCCACCCCUUUCUCAGACCCCACCGCCCACCCUCACCUCCUACUCCUCUUCCUCCCCCGUGCCCCCCACCUCACCCAAAUCCGCAGCACCGAGCUCCCUGACGCUUAAGACUCACUUCCUGGAGGACCUUAACCGCACUCUGAAGAGGAAGUCCGUUUCCCGCCACGGCUCGCUCAGCUCCUCCCAUCUCAUCCCCUCCUCCAAGAUGGAGCCCGUAGCCACCAUGGACGACAUGGCCCUCCUCCCGCCCCCGCCGCCCGAGCUCCUGCAGCAGCAACAGGCGGCCCGCGGGCACACGCAAACGCUGUCCCGCCACCACGCGCACUCCCAGUCCGCCAAACACAACGCCAACAUCUCAGGCUAUGCAACGCUGCGGCGAGGACCACCUCCCGCACCGCCAAAACGGGACCAAAGUACCAAACUAACCGGCGAGUGGUAGAGGACAAAGAAAGACUUUGGAACUAUUAAUCGUCCCCCAACGGUGGAAUCAUCUUCCAUCUUGAGUUGUGCAACUUUCCCUAAUUUUCAAGAUGCGGUCAGACCAAAAUCCAGCCAGAGUAGUGAUUUCAUUGGUCCAAUCAAAUCACACAUGUGGAAGGAAGAAGCCGGGUCACUUCUGACUGGAUCCCAAUGAACACAAACAGGAAGCAGAUUUGCUUUUGCUCGAUAUUGACUGACCCAAUACGCAUUAUCAUUCAAAUUAUUGUUCGUCUCAUUACCAGUAUAUGUUAAAGCUAUUCAGUCAAGAAACAUACAGUAUAUACACAAUUACAGUAUUUUGUCUGUACUGCAUAUGUUUGUGUAUACCGGCAAACUCCUAAAACAAAAAAAAAACUUUUCACUAUCUGUUCAUCUUUGCAUUAAAAAUAGUAAAACUCGUACUAUUAGAGAGGUUUUGAUUGUUAAAGAAAGAUGAAAGCUGGUACCCAAAUGGAACUGCAGCAAUGAUGAAGGAUGUCGGGCGGUGAAACGAGUUGUGUUUAUAGUUAAUGUAUGUCGUGGACGGGGGAGGAGCGUGAGGGCCUUUUCAGUUCAAACCUUUUGUGUGUGUUUUAUAUAAGAUUAUUUAAUGCUGGAAGAAAGAUGUUAUCGCCACAAUAUUAUUUGAAGUUUUAAAGGAGGUGUCAAAAAGUUUGAUUUUGAUGUCAAAAGUGUUAUUCAUCUUGCUUAAACUGUUCAAAUGAUAACUUGUAAUUUCAUCAUUUCAUUACACUAUUGUCACCCACUUAAAAUAAUGGCCCAAGUCAUAUUUAAUU